Molecule: messenger RNA, 3812 nt
Organism: Rhododendron vialii
Lineage: Eukaryota; Viridiplantae; Streptophyta; Magnoliopsida; Ericales; Ericaceae
Product: sodium/hydrogen exchanger 8
Exons: 23
Coding region: 68-3565 (1165 amino acids)
Biological process (GO): proton transmembrane transport
Cellular component (GO): membrane; chloroplast envelope
Molecular function (GO): sodium:proton antiporter activity
Source: RefSeq, a predicted model, not a curated record
AUCGUCUAUUUUGAAGAAAUAUAGGUGGAUUGGAGAUGCUCUUAUACGUACGGGUAUCGUAUUAUUUAUGCGCCACCGUAUAUUCGCUGCCGGAACGGGAAGUAAAGCGGAAAGAAUGGCGUCUGUGCUGGAGGAAGAAGGGCCGUUUUCGGUGAAAGUAUUGGCGGCGGAGAGUUCGUCUUCGUCGUCGUCAAAUCCGACGAACGCCGUGAUCUUCGUCGGAAUAAGCCUGGUGUUGGGAAUCGCAUCUAGGCAUCUCCUCAGGGGCACCAGAGUCCCUUACACCGUCGCUCUCUUCAUCCUCGGUAUCGGCCUCGGUUCUUUAGAGUAUGGAACAAGUCAUGGACUAGGAAAGAUUGGUGAUGGCAUUCGUAUUUGGGCAAACAUUGAUCCUAACCUUCUAUUGGCUGUUUUUCUCCCUGCUCUUCUUUUUGAAAGUUCAUUUUCGAUGGAAGUGCACCAAAUUAAGAAAUGUAUGGCACAGAUGAUUAUUCUUGCUGGGCCUGGUGUUCUCAUUUCAACCUUCUGCCUUGGUUCUGCCUUAAAGCUUACUUUUCCAUAUGAUUGGAGCUGGAAAACAUCAUUGUUACUUGGGGGACUUCUUAGUGCCACUGAUCCUGUGGCUGUUGUAGCUCUUCUGAAAGAGCUUGGUGCAAGCAAAAAACUUAGCACCAUCAUUGAAGGAGAAUCCUUGAUGAAUGACGGGACUGCUAUCGUGGUCUAUCAGCUAUUCUAUCGAAUUGUGUUUGGGGAGAGAUUUAGCUUUGGGGCUAUAGUAGAGUUUCUUAUGAAAGUUUCUCUUGGAGCUGUAGGCAUUGGUCUUGCUUUCGGAAUAGCAUCUGUUUUGUGGCUUGGAUUUAUUUUCAAUGACACUGUGAUAGAGAUUGCCCUGACGCUUACAGUGAGCUACAUUGCUUUCUUCACGGCUCAAGAGGCGGCUGAUGUUUCGGGUGUUCUAGCAGUGAUGACUUUGGGAAUGUUCUUUGCUGCAGUUGCAAGGACUGCCUUUAAGGGUGAUGGUCAACAAAGCUUGCAUCACUUUUGGGAAAUGGUUUCCUACAUUGCUAAUACUCUGAUUUUUAUCUUAAGCGGAGUUGUUAUAGCUGAGGGUGUACUCAGCAGUGACAGUAUUUUUAAAAGUGACGGAGAUGUGUGGGGCUAUGCUAUUCUCCUCUAUGUUUAUGUCCAAGUUUCUCGGAUGAUAGUUGUUGGAGUGUUGUAUCCCUCUCUACGGUACUUUGGCUAUGGUCUGGAUUGGAGAGAUGCUAUUAUUCUUGUAUGGUCGGGUUUGCGAGGCGCUGUGGCCCUAUCACUGUCAUUGUCAGUUAAGCAAUCUAGCGGCAAUUCAUACAUCAGUUCUGAAACAGGAACUCUGUUUGUUUUUUUCACUGGUGGAAUCGUUUUUCUUACACUUAUCGUGAAUGGAUCAACCACUCAAUUUGUUUUACAUUUUCUCAAUAUGGAUAAGUUGUCCACACCAAAGAGGCGCAUAUUGGACUACACAAAAUAUGAAAUGUUGAACAAAGCGCUAGAGGCUUUUGGUGAUCUGGGAGAUGAUGAAGAACUAGGACCUGUUGACUGGCCUACUGUAAAAAGAUAUAUUACAAGCUUAAAUGACGUUGAAGGGGAACGUGUGCACCCGCAUAGUGUAUCUGGAGAUGAUAAUAAACUAGACUCUACAAACUUGAAGGAUAUACGAAUACGCCUUCUAAACGGUGUUCAAGCUGCUUAUUGGGUAAUGCUUGAUGAGGGAAGGAUAAUGCAAACCACUGCAAAUAUCUUGAUGCAAUCCGUUGACGAAGCGAUUGACUUGGUAUCUCUUGAGCCUUUGUGUGACUGGAGAGGUUUAAAGGCUCAUGUUCAUUACCCACACCAUUAUAAGUUUCUCCAAACAAGCAUUUGCCCACAAAAGCUGGUCACACAUUUCACUGUGGAAAGGUUGGAAUCUGCCUGUUACAUUUGUGCUGCAUUUCUCCGGGCCCAUCGAAUUGCGCAGCGGCAACUACAUGACUUCAUUGGUGAUAGUGAGGUUUCAUCUAUGGUCAUCAAAGAAAGUGAGGCAGAAGGAGAGGAAGCAAGACAGUUCCUGGAAGAGGUCCGCGUUACAUUUCCUCAGGUUCUUCGCGUUGUGAAAACAAGGCAAGUAACAUACUCUGUGCUUAACCAUUUAAGUGAGUAUGUCAAAAAUCUUGAGAAGGUUGGUUUGCUGGAAGAAAAGGAGAUGAUUCAUCUUCAUGAUGCUGUCCAGACUGAUUUGAAAAAGCUCCUAAGGAAUCCUCCAUUAGUGAAGAUUCCAAAGAUACACGACUUGGUUAGUUCUCAUCCUUUGUUGGGAGCACUUCCUUCUUCUGUUCGUGAACCACUUGCAAGUUCUACCAAAGGGAUAAUGAAACUACGAGGCGUGACACUAUAUAAAGAGGGUUCCAAGCCAAAUGGAAUUUGGCUCAUUUUGAAUGGAGUAGCAAAGUGGACAAGUAGGAGUUUAAGGAAUAAGCACUCAUUGCACCCAACAUUUACCCAUGGAAGUACUCUGGGCCUGUAUGAAGUUUUGAAUGGCAAGCCGUAUAUCUGUGAUAUGAUCGCUGAUUCUGUUGUACUUUGUUUCUUUGUUGAUGCUGAAAAGAUACUUGCGUUGCUCAGAUCUGAUCCAGCAGUAGAGGAUUUUCUGUGGCAGGAAAGUGUUACUAUUCUUUCCAAACUCUUGCUUCCUCAAUUUUUUGAGAAAAUGGCUAUGCAAGACUUGAGAGUUCUAGUCGCAGAGCGGUCAAUCUUGACUAUACACAUAAGGGGAGAAUAUAUAGAAAUACCUGAUCAUUCCAUUGGCUUUCUAUUGGAAGGAUUUGUGAAAACACAAGGUGCCCAAGAAGAACUGAUUAUAUCUCCUGCUGCACUACUACCUUCACUUGGCGAUCAAAGCUUCCAAGGAUCAGAAACCUCAGGUUUCAAGCAAACCACUUUUCCUCAUCAUGGAUCAUUGUAUCAAGUUGAGACUAGGGCAAGAGUAAUUAUAUUUGACAUUGCUGCAUUUGAAUCCAAGAAGGCUCUGCAGAGAAGGUCAUCUUCAUUUGUGCCACAUCCAGUUGAUCACACCUCUAGAUCCCUCAGUAAAGAACAUGUUGGUUUGAUGAGCUGGCCUGAAAAUUUCUACAAGCCAAUGGAAACUGAUCAAAAUCCUGACGAGAUUGAUCAACAAGCAAGCAGCUUGUCUGCCAGGGCAAUGCAGCUGAGCAUCUAUGGAAGCAUGGUCAAUAUACACCAGCUGCGAACUCCAAGUUCCACACGGAGUAAUCAAGCAAGGCCAUCUCACAGUCUGUCUUACCCAAUAGUUCCCUUAAGUCAUGAACGAGUUUUGGUUUCUGUGAGAUCGGAAGGGUCUUCUACUGUGAGAAAGAACCGUGAAGCAGUCCAAAAGCUCAAAGGACAAGAUCUUGCACGCGAAGUUGAAAGUUCUCGCACUACAAAAGAGAGUCAUGCAAUGAAUGAUUCAAGCGAUGAGUCUGGUGCAGAGGAUGAACUGAUCGUACGGAUUGAUUCACCAAGUAGGCUUUCUUUUCGCCAACCUUAAUGGUUGUUUCUUUAGAUACACUGUUUCAGAACAGUGUUACUCUUGUGACCACACGUGUUCACGCAUUUGUUUAGCAUUUGAUGUGGCACCUUGAAUGCCUAAUGACAUCAUGUGAUGGGUCCAAUAUAGCACAUAUGAAAUUCAACUUGAAGAUAAGUUCCUGUAGACUACAAGUGAUCAUAGUUUUGAAUACGGGUACAUUUAGAAAUUCCAUGAAAGGUCAGGAUUGUCUUUUUGAAGCGUUCAA